This is a messenger RNA of Sclerotinia trifoliorum, 2298 nucleotides long. NCBI's taxonomy places the organism in Eukaryota, Fungi, Ascomycota, Leotiomycetes, Helotiales, Sclerotiniaceae. The record is from the annotation of a GenBank genome assembly.
UGAGAUUAGAUGCCAAGCUGUUCACAACAACUAGGACUCUAGCCAUCAUCACGACGUUUCACCAGAUAAUUGUAAUUCUUCCUCAUCCUCAAAGAAAACAAGUGUUAAUCAAAUCUCACGAUGUAUCCUCAUCAAAAUAACAAUGGGAUUUCCAUGAUUCCAUAACCUUCAUCAAUCAUGUUUCAUCGUCUAAAGAUUACUCAUCUUGGAUCAGAAACAGAAUUUAGACCUCUUCGAAAGUCCCAAGAGGAAGUAUCACCACGACAAAUAUAAAACAUCAAAGCUGCAGCACUCUCACAAUCUUCGAACCUCUUCAUACUUGUAUCCUAGUCACCGAAUUAAGCUUUCCAAUUCCUUUCCUUUCUCAUACCAAAAGAAAAUGUCAUAUCCUAGAUGGAUCGUCGAAAGUACUGUUUCGAGUACAAUGCUUGGAUCUUUUAUACGAGGCUUUUGGUGUAAGCUUGGCAAUUGAUGAUAAAAGACUUUAUACAGACUGAUCAUUCUGUCAUUUUUGCUUCUUUUUCGUUGGUUGAUUAUUACUCUUGUUAAUCUAUACAUUCGUUUUCUCUACCUGUCGUUCUAUUUCCUCUUCUAGAAUUCCUGAGGAAGACCUCAAAGUAGGACGAUAUUCCAGAUAUUUCAAACCAGGCCUUCAAUGUAUCUUCCCCAUAUCUCUUCCGCCGUUUUACUCGGCCUCGUAUCUAGUACCUCAGCCGGUAUAUUCAAUUCUCCAUCCACCUAUUCCCGAGCAAUUUCUCCAGAUGAAACUUGUGGAGUUACUUUUGCGGGAACAAAGGGAUAUACUUGUCCAACGGGGGAAUGUUGUUCAAAAAAGUAAGGAAUAUGAACAGUUGAAAGAGUUAGAUACUAACAAGGCUUUAGUGGAUAUUGUGGAACUACAAUAGAUUAUUGUUCUACUCCUUCGGGUUGUCAAUCAGCAUAUGGAAAAUGCGACGACGGAGGAAGCCAGACAGAGAAACGAUGUGGAGCUGGUGUUGGUAGUUGUACAUCAGAUGAAUGUUGUUCUCUUGCAGGAUAUUGUGGUACUACCGAAGGUAUCCAUCCAGCCUCACUUUGCAUCCAAUCUACAGCUCCUAACCAUUCCUUAGAAUAUUGCGCCGCCCCUGACUGUCAAUUCAACUAUGGUCCCGCCUGCGACGCCAACGCCAUUCCAACGGGCAGAAAUACCUCCACCAUUCCUCGUUCAGCUCUAGGACCUGUCCUAUAUGGCUCAGCCGGUAUUUAUGAUUGUGCAACUCCUGGCGACAUGGCACUAACCUUCGACGACGGUCCCUACAUCUACACAUCUCACAUCCUCGAUAUCCUCGCCCAAUACAACGCAUCAGCAACAUUCUUCAUAACCGGUAACAACCUCGGCAAAGGUCACAUUGAUAAUUCAUCUCUUCCCUGGCCAUCCCUCAUAAAACGUAUGUAUGAUAAUGGACAUCAAAUAGCAUCUCAUUCAUGGAGUCAUGCCGAUUUAUGCAACAUAACAAGUACGCAACGUAAAAAUGAGAUGUGGAAGAAUGAAAUGGCGUUAAGGAAUGUAAUUGGGGUUAUUCCAACAUAUAUGAGACCUCCAUAUUCCAGUUGUACAGCAGAGUGUGGAUGUGAGAAGGAUAUGGAGGAGUUAGGAUAUCACAUUACUUAUUUUGUAUGUCCUCUCUACUUUUCUUCUUUUCGUUUUCUUUGUUUUUGAAAAAUCCCUUGAUUUGACUAAUAUCUUUUUCAUAGUCCUUGGAUACUCAAGAUUAUCUUAAUGAUUCACCAACUCUAAUCAGUAACUCACAAAAUAUUUUCUCUACCGCAAUCAACGCUUCGGAUCCCAAAACCGACCACCCUCGUAAGUAUAAUCCGUUGUCUCCCAUUUAAACCCCCCUCUCUCUUCCGUUCCCAUCUACAAAACCUCCAACCAUUAGUUCUCCCCUUCCCCAUUCCUCCCAAACCCCACUAACCCCUCCACCCACCUCCUAGUAAUAAUAGCCCACGACAUCCACAACCAAACCUCCACCAUCCUCAUCGAAUACAUCCUCCAAAACGCCAUUGCGAAAGGAUACAAACCCGUAACUGUGGGUACAUGUUUAGGCGACGCGAAAGCGAAUUGGUAUCGUGUUGAUGCGGGAAGUACUCUUGGGUGAUUUUGGUCAAGAGUAGGAGGUGAGGAUUGCUUGAGGAAAUGAAAAAGGAGAUAUUAGUAUGGGAUGGAUGGGUUGGGUUGGUGCAGGAAGAGGGAUUUGAUAACAUAUCUAUCUAUGUAUACCUAUGUAUCUAGAGGUUGAUAAUUAUAAUUCAUAUGUC